AUGGCCGAUGAAGCAUCAAGUUCCAGUGGUAUGCGACGUAACUUGCGGAGCCAUGCGGUAAACCGGGUGCAUUAUGGAGUGGAUGAUUUUGAAACAAGUUACGAUAAUAUCGACAUAAUGCAGUGGGAAGAUGAUGAUGUUGCUCUGCAUUUGGCUGCUAGCAGAUCUUGUUUGUUAUCUAAUCGGCCAACAACGCAAGAAAUGAAUGCAUUUCCGGAGCUAAAGAAGAAUCGUGGGAGUACUGCUUUAUAUUUGUAUUUAAGAAACAAAUUGUUACAAAUGUGGCAUCGAAAUCCACAAAUGGAACUUACACUUCGCGAUUUUAUGAGUGAUUUAUCUCCACCAUAUGAUAGUGACCCAUUAUUUGUUCGCCGCAUUCAUGAAUUCCUUCAACGUUUUGGUUACAUAAAUGUGGGCAUCUUCAAUCGCUUAUCUGCUCCACCGAAAACUCUUCCAAAACGGGUUAUUGUAAUUGGUGCUGGUAUAGCUGGUAUUAUUGCGGCACGACAGCUCAAAUCCUUCGGUUUAGAUGUGAUCCUUUUAGAAGCUAGGUCUCGAAUUGGUGGUCGUAUAUCGACAUAUAUCAAACCACUUAUUGGCAUCGCAGGUGCGGAAAACAAAAAUCGAGAUCAUAUUGUUGGGGAGUUAGGCGCAUCCUUAAUUUAUGGAACGUAUGGAAAUCCACUAAUGACACUAUGCAAACAGUUUGAAGUUAGAUGCCUUCCUAUUUGUCUUGAUCAAUGUCCAAUAUAUGAUCAUACUGGCAAAGCAAUAGAACCUCGACGAGUACGACUGGUUGAGCGCGCAUUUAACAGUAUCAUUUCUACUUCAACAUAUAUGGCGCAUGUUAAAGGAAUUACAGAAAUCAACGGACGUAAAUUAAGUUUAGGCGAAACUUUCACUGUCAUGUUAAAAGAACAAGAUUAUCGACUGCAAACCCGACGUAUUUCUUACUUUACAUCAUAUGAAAAUGUUCUGAAUAAGCUGAAAGUCGUCCAAGACACGAUGGUCCUCAAGAAAGAUGAAAUAAUGCGAUUACAUGCGGCCUACAAAGAACUGAAAGAGAAAGAUGGUUGUACUGAUUUAAGCGAGGAUGAACAAAUGGAAAAUGAAAUCAUGUUGAAAUGUGCCGUCAAAGAUAUCAAUGAGGCUAUUCAGGCUUAUGAAUCGCUAGAAUCAAAAAGGGGAGAAAUCAACGUUGCAUUGGCUGAACUAUCCAGAAAUGAACCAAGUACCGUUUACAUGAAUGAAAUGGAUAAAAGAAUACUCGAUUUUCACAUCGCAAAUUUGGAAUAUUUUAUUGGCUCAUCUAUCGAUGAUGUUUCUUUGAAGUAUUGGAAUCAAAAAGCGGAUUAUGGCCCAGAAGGACCGAAUAUGUAUGGUAAGUGCUAUAUUGCAUGCGUUUUUAGAUACUUGUUCUUUUCUUUUUAA
Molecule: messenger RNA, 1431 nt
Organism: Cercopithifilaria johnstoni
Lineage: Eukaryota; Metazoa; Nematoda; Chromadorea; Rhabditida; Onchocercidae
Source: the annotation of a GenBank genome assembly